UAGUGACGUCAGUAAAAUGCGCCACGAAGCUUGGAACACCACUCGGUGAACCGCGGGGAGGAGGUGAAGAGAAAAAGCCGCGUUUCUUUUCGGGCUGUUAAAACUCUUUGUGUCCUCGGCUCGUGUCGAGGUUCUCCGUGAAGACGGUGUACGCCUCGUGCUCCCGUCCGCGUCGCGUGACACCGUCCAUCACGAGCCAGCGACAAAAGAACCAACUGAAGAAAAGAAAAACCCGCCUCGAGAUAAUGGUCGCGUGACAGACCGCUCUCCGCUUUCGUAACGGCCGCUCGCUGCUAGCUUCACUUGACAGUUGUUGUUUUGGCCGGCAAAAUAAAACAUGACAACUUUAACGAGGCAAGAUCUCAAUUUCGGACAAGUGGUCGCCGACAUCCUGUGCGAGUUCCUGGAGGUCGCCAUUCAUCUCAUCCUGUACGUCCGCGAAGUUUAUCCCCCGGGAAUAUUCCAGAAGAGAAAGAAGUACAAUGUACCCGUGCAGAUGUCAUGUCACCCGGAGCUGAAUCAAUAUAUACAAGACACACUUUACUGCGUAAAGCCUCUCAUUGAGAAGAAUGACGCGGAGAAGGUUGCGGUGGUCAUCAUGGACAAAGAGCAUCAUCCAGUCGAGAGAUUUGUGUUUGAGAUCUCCCAACCGCCGCUGCUGUCCAUCAGCUCGGACACGUUACUGACCCACGUGGAGCAGCUGCUGCGGGCGUUCAUCCUGAAGAUCAGCGUGUGUGAUGCGGUUUUAAAUAACAACCCACCAGGGUGUUCGUUCACAGUGCUGGUGCACACCAGAGACGCUGCCACACGCAACAUGGAGAAGGUUCAGGUCAUCAAGGAUUUUCCAUGGAUUGUCGCCGAUGAGCAGGAGGUCCACAUGCAGGAGCCAAGACUCAUCCCACUGAAGACCAUGACGUCGGACAUCGUGAAAAUGCAGCUCUACGUGGAAGAGAGAGCCCAGAAAACGUAGGCCUGCGCCGCCGCCGCCGACUCAUCAGUAUAUCACGCCGUCGGAAACCAAACGAAAACCCGACCCAAGUUUUUGUUGAACACAUCAUCAUCCAGAGUGAGAGUGAGAUGUGUGUGUGUGUGUGUUGCGGCUUGGCAUCGAGGGUCGCACGGAGGCAGCAGUCGGACAUCCCAUCAAGAAAGCCACAGAUCGUUUGUCCUCCGCCGGCGGUUCGAUCGCACGCCUCCGCAAAAAUCCGCAUGAAUGCGUUUAGUCCUUUCUUCGCCGCGUCUCGUGUUUCAUCGCUUUCGGUUCUUUGCGGCAGCGGCACGAUCCAAACGUAGCUGCUGCACCGCCACGAUCACACGCCAGCGCAACAGGGUAUCGACUCCAAUGUCGACCACGUCUACGAGCCACAGGUAUCGGUAAACCCCCAGGUGUGCGUGCGUGCGCUCAUGCUUCCAGAUGUUGUCUUUUCACAUCCACAGGGAGGUCAGAGGUGAGGCCCCGUUACACUUUUUUAGGAGUCACUAUAAUGUCACAUUGAGUCAUGGCGUUCAUGGUGUCGACAGUAUUACUGCUCAGAGAUGCAGUGUGAGCUGUGGGUGGUGUGUGUGUGUGUGUGUGUUUAUUUUUGUUUUUUGUCGUAAUGUUUGCCUCCAUUCUUAUGUGACAAAUUCAAAGCUGUUAUGUUGUGACGAAGCAACAGUUGUACUGCUGCUAACUAUGUGAAAAGAACAAAUAUUGAACUGUAAUUAAGAAGAAGUUUUUUUUAAAGUACCACCACUAUAUAAAUAUCUGUGUUGGUGUGUAUUUAAGCAAACACUUUGUCCAAUGACUCUUGGUGGUCAUCCAGUUAUUCUUCAUGGAAUAACCCUCAAUGUAGAUGGUUUAAAGUCUUCAAGGACAGACCCACACACACGCGCCAAAGAUCUAUUACUCUCUGUCCUCCCUGCAGAGUCCUAAAUGUAAGCUGAACAGCCAACAGGAAGCUCUUUUUACAAGUGUUAUACAUGAUUUAGUCCCUACAUGCAUCCCAAUGUUACAUUAAGAUCAGAUGACAUCUGUAAACUGCCUUAUUUUAAAAACCCGGUCAUUUGAUGGGAGCUUAAGUUUUCCCAGACCUCUGAUUCAGUGAACUUACGCCCUAAAGACACCCAGCUGACACCGAGACCAGGACAGCAGCGUGAUGAUGUCAUGCAACAAAGGGCGCAUUGAUAUGACACUCCGUAAUAUGACGAUGUGACUUUUAGGCUUAACUCUUGUGCACUUGCGAGACACUAUUUGAUACUAUUUAAUAUUCAGUCGAGUUUGUCGAUGCCCGGUUGCAACAUUAAAGUUUUAUCAGGGUAAUAAAUACAGUAAAAUGUGAUUUUACAACCAUUUACAUAAAACUUUAAUUUCAUGUACGUAGAAAGUUCUGCGAGCAGAAUAAGAGCAUCCAGCAGAACUGGGCCUUUUCCUUGUUAAUGUAAAUACUGGAUUCAUGUCUUAUCUUAUGAAAGUACAUUCAGGCAAUGCGGAAAACUGCAUUUUUAGUUGUUUUCUGUCGUAGAUCAGAGAAAGAGAACAUCAACAAAAUACGAGAGCUUUAUGAUCGAUCGCUCCACCUCAUCGCAGUAGACUGUGAUCCACGUUCACGUUGAAAUGUAGGAUUUGGGGCUAUACAAAAUAAAUGUAAUUUAAUUGAAAAAGCAAUCAAAUAAAUGUAAUUAGUGCUCAUGGGUCUGAAGUCUUGGAAUGAGAGCUCGGUCGUGGUUCACUGGUUGACUGAGAACAGCCGGUCCAAUAAAUUCAUGAAUCCAUCGGUUACUUUCUGUUUAUCUGCUUCUCUGAUUCUUUCUCGUGAUGAAGGGCCAUGUUAUGCUCUGUGUGGAUUGUUUGUCUCUGCUCAUCAGACCCCGGGUCGACAACACAAACACUGACUCCUUCCCUGAGUGAAAAUGUGAAUUGGUUGAAUAUAAUGUCACUUUUUUCAGGUUGAAUUACAUUUUAACAGUCGGGAGGAAAUCCUGUUUCCUACAUCAGAGGUUAUUGCCACAGUGUUUUUAUUAUGUUAAUAACAGCUUAAUAACAUCGUUGGAACCUGAAGCAGCCGGAGGAAGACUGUCGUUGUGUUGUUGGCUCGGGUGACGGAUGUCAGUUCAAUUAUCAUGAGUAUUGUACACAGCUUUUUUUCAUAAACCCUUUAUUUUUUUAAAGCAUUUUACAACUUAAUACAGUUUAAUAUUUGUAGUUACUAUUUCACAUUGUAUUGCCAUAAUUAGCUCUACCUGACGAUUGCAUGUGUCAUUAUUUUUACUUACUAUCUCAUAAUAAUGAGAUACUAUCUCAUAAUUAUGACUUACAGGAUCCUAAUUUUUUUUCUCAGUCGAGGAAAUGGGCUUCCAUACCUCCACUAGCCCUCUGUGACAAAAAAGAAAAGAAAAAGAAGAAUAUAUGAGAUAAACAAUACUUCAAAUUGUAGCUUGCAGACCACUUGAGAGCAGUGGUGUUUCUACAUUAAGGGCACUGAUCCACCAGAUAACGCUGUUUUCCUGUUGUGUUCGUACUUCGCGGAUUUUUUAUUUUUUAUGCAAAGUAGCGUGAAUAUAUGUGUGAAUAAACUUGAUUUACAAGCAUUA
Pseudoliparis swirei is the source of this 3573-nucleotide messenger RNA. It is a transcript of the gene mad2l2, whose product is annotated as mitotic arrest deficient 2 like 2. The transcript has 8 exons. Bases 338 to 970 code for a protein of 210 amino acids. The record is from RefSeq and is a predicted model, not a curated record. Gene Ontology annotation, cellular component: zeta DNA polymerase complex. Lineage: Eukaryota; Metazoa; Chordata; Actinopteri; Perciformes; Liparidae.